Molecule: messenger RNA, 1371 nt
Organism: Lampris incognitus (smalleye Pacific opah)
Lineage: Eukaryota; Metazoa; Chordata; Actinopteri; Lampriformes; Lampridae
Product: carbohydrate sulfotransferase 8-like
Exons: 6
Coding region: 1-1371 (456 amino acids)
Biological process (GO): carbohydrate biosynthetic process; proteoglycan biosynthetic process
Cellular component (GO): membrane
Molecular function (GO): sulfotransferase activity
Source: RefSeq, a predicted model, not a curated record
AUGGUGUCAACCUCUCCUCAUAAAUUCCUGUCUGUGCUGUGGAUGGAGUGGAGGAUGGUGUUGGAUUCCCUGCGCGGCCGGAGGAGGAUGCUUCCCUGCUCCUUCUGGUUCCUCCUCUUGUUCGCCGCUGGAGGCCUGGUUCUCUUCAUCCACCUGCAGGACUUGUCUGAGAUGGUUCAGCAACAGGGCCCAGGACUCAAGCUCAGAGGGACUCCACGACAGUCCAGGGAGACUCUAUGCACCCAGGAUGGCGAGGGCUCCAGGUCUUAUCCAUAUCAGGACCAGCAGCUGUCAACAGGUGUUUUAUCCAGCCCCAUCCCUCCCAUGCAGUUCCCUGACUUUGAGAGGAGCAGACAGACAGCCACUCCCGGGUCACGGGAGCAAGACAUAGGUUCCCUUCGUGUCACCAAAAGGCACCGGAAGCUGUUGAAAACCAGCCCGGUUAUCCACCACCCCAACAACACUUCAACUUCCUUUUCUUCUUCUUCUUCUUCUUCUUCUUCUUCUUCUUCUUCUUCUUCUUCUUCUUCCAGCUGGAGCAGGCUUGCCCAUGUUGUGGAGGCACGACGGCGACUUAUGAAGGAGAUGUGUGCCAAGUACAAAAGCAGCAUCUCCAGGACAAUCACACGUCAUCAUGUGGCCCACAUCUACGUUGAGGACAAGUACAAGCUGCUGUACUGCCAGGUGCCCAAGGCGGGGUGCUCAAACUGGAAGAGGACACUGAUGGUGCUGGCGGGUCAGGCCUCAGACACCCAGAGCAUCAAACAUGACACGGUCCACUACGGCAACCAUCUCAAGAGGCUGGACAGCUUUGACCGCCAAGGCAUCAUGCGCCGUCUGGAGUCGUACACCAAAGUUGUCUUCGUCCGUGAGCCCCUGCAGAGGCUGGUGUCGGCCUACAGGGACAAAUUCGAGAACCCAAACAACUACUACCACUCCCUGUUUGGGAAACCCAUUAUCUCCAAGUAUAGAGUAAACGCCUCCAAGGCGGCUCUGAGCACUGGAAACGGGGUCACGUUCCAGGAGUUCAUCCAGUACCUGCUGGAUGUCCACCGGCCAGUGGGAAUGGACAUCCACUGGGAACCAGCAAACCAGCUUUGCAACCCUUGUCUGUUGGAUUACGACUUCAUUGGCAAGUUUGAGAACAUGGAGGAGGAAUCCAAUUACCUCCUGCGACGGGCCGGUGCACCGCGUAACCUCACGCUGCCCAGUUUCAAAGAUAGGAACCCUAGCGCUGAGAGGACCUCCAUGCAGAUCACACAGAAAUACUUUGCCAAGGUCAGCAUGUGGGAGAAGCAACGGAUCUAUGACUUUUACUACAUGGACUAUCUGAUGUUUAACUACUCCAAGCCUUUUAAAGAUUUGUAUUGA